Molecule: messenger RNA, 234 nt
Organism: Colletotrichum orchidophilum
Lineage: Eukaryota; Fungi; Ascomycota; Sordariomycetes; Glomerellales; Glomerellaceae
Exons: 1
Source: RefSeq, a predicted model, not a curated record
AGUAAUAAAUUAAAUUAUAAAAAACUUAAACCUUUUAAAAUUAUUAAAAAAGUUUUAUUAAUUAAUUUUAAAUUAAAACUUUUAAAUACGAUACAAUACUAUUUAGUUUUUUAUAUUUUAUUUUUAAAACUAGUAUUUAAAAGCUUAUAUAUUAAAGAUCGUAUUAUUAUCGAAUUUAAUAAAUUAAAAUACGAGGUUAAGCGAAUUAUCGACUACCGAAUUAAAAAAAAAUAA